AUGAGAGCUGCAUCGAGUAACAGGAGUCUCAUCUCUACAGCCCCCAGCAAAGCUCCACCUCCCCCUCCUCCUCCACCUCCUCCAGAUGAGGAGAAGAAGGAUGAUGAGCCUGCAGUAGCAGCAGAAGAAGAAGUAGAAGAGGAGGAGGAGAAGGAGUGGGAGCUUCCCUGUAAACUUCUUGGACAACCUGUGAAAGUUCCCAGACUCCCCAGACUCCCCAAACUUCCUCCGCUGCCUGGCUGGCUGCGAGCGAUCAUACAGUAUCGCUUCCCCUCCAGUAUCGACCCCUUCACUGAUCUGAUCUACGUGAUCUGGCUCUUCUUCGUCGUGGCGGCGUGGAACUGGAACAUGUGGCUGAUCCCCGUCCGCUGGGCCUUCCCGUACCAGACCUCUGAAAACAUCCACCUGUGGCUGCUGAUGGACUACACCUGCGACUUCAUCUACAUCACCGACAUCCUCGUCUUCCAGCCCAGACUGCAGUUCGUCCGCGCGGGAGACAUCGUGUGUGACAAAAAGGACAUGAGAGAAAACUACAUGAGCACCGAGAGGUUCAAGAUGGACAUCAUCAGUCUGUUUCCCAUGGAGAUCCUUUAUUAUUUCACGGGAGUGAACUCUCUGCUGAGGUUCCCUCGCCUGCUGAAGGUCUACAUCUCCUCAAAACCCACCGCUGCCAUUCCUUCCACCUCCCUCAUCACCUGCCUCGCAGACAUCCGGAGCUGGAUGAGCAGGAACUUCCUGAAACUCAAUGGGAAUAAAACCGAGGCCCUGCUCAUCGGCUCCAAAUCCACCCUCACCAAAUCUCAACACACCCCAGUCCCACCCAUCAUCAUCAACGGAUUCCCUGUACCCUUCCCCAAUCAAUACAUGGCUUUCUUUGAGUUCAACGACAGAAUGGAAGCUGUGAUGAAGAAAGCUUACAUCUACAGGGUGAUCCGAACCUCCACCUACCUGCUCUACUCUCUGCACAUCAAUGCCUGUCUCUUCUACUGGGGCUCGGACUAUGAAGGACUUGGAUCCACCAAGUGGGUCUACAACGGGAAAGGAAACGCGUACAUUCGAUGUUAUUAUUUUGCUGUGAAGACUCUGAUCACCAUCGGAGGACUGCCGGACCCGACCACCGUGUUUGAGAUCUGCUUCCAGCUCAUCAACUACUUUGUUGGCGUGUUUGCUUUCUCCAUCAUGAUCGGUCAGAUGAGAGAUGUGGUCGGAGCUGCAACAGCCAGUGAGAACUACUACCGAGCGUGCAUGGACAGCACAGCCAAGUACAUGAACUCUUACAACAUCCCUCGAGAGGUCCAGAACCGCAUCAAGACCUGGUACGACUACACCUGGAAGAUUCAGGGCAUGCUUGAUGAACAGGAGCUGCUGGUGCAACUUCCAACCAAGAUGAGGAUGGACAUGGCCGUGGAUGUCAACUACGCCAUCGUCAGUAAAGUCGCCUUGUUUCAGGGCUGCGACAGACAGAUGGUGUUCGACAUGCUGACCAGGCUCAAAUCAGUCGUCUACCUGCCCGGAGACUUCGUCUGCAAAAAGGGGGAGAUCGGCAGAGAGAUGUACAUCAUCAAACAGGGCGAGGUCCAGGUGGUGGGCGGUCCUGACCUGCAGACGGUGUUUGUCACCAUCAGAGCCGGCUCUGUGUUCGGAGAGAUCAGGACGAUGUUGACGAAAGACACAAAGCCGGAGGAGAAAGGCGGAGGUAAAGGGGCGGUGGAAGUCAUCCCAUCCAGACCGGAGACCCCCAAAAUGUUCAAGGCGGCGCUGAAGGUGACGGAGCAGGCAGGCAUCGAGGGAACGUUCUCCAAACUGAAGAAAGCGUACAGAUCAUCAGAGAGCGUAGCAGAGGGUCCCCUCUCCUGUCCGGUCCCCCCUCCCUCUCCGAUGCACCGCCGCUCUCCGAUUCCCCACAGGCUGAUCCAGGACGAUAACGACACCGUCUCAGAGACCGCCGACAGCUCGGUGAUCAUCAGGAUGACGCCACGAAAGGAAGGAGAGGAGCUGCUCACUGUGGAGGUGAAGCCCAGGGAGGGAGAUGAGGAGGAGGAGGAGGAGGAGAAGAAGAGGACAGGGGAGGAGUGAGUCGACAGGGUGGACUCUGGUACCCAGGGUGCCUUUCUGUAACGAUCAGAGGAGGGAUGUGUGAUCCAGGUGUACUCCUGAAGAAACCACUUCUUCUUCUCUGGUGGAUUUCCUCUCUGCCAUGGAAAGAAAAUCCCUUCUGUUUCUGGUCUAAAUGAAAACAUCCCAUCACACCUCUUUCACACAUGCACCCGAAAGUUGCUCGGUCACACGCACGAAGUCUUCCCUGUGAGGAUGAGUCUCAGGUUGCAGGACAUGACAUCAAAAGCACGCUUCAAAAGCUACUGUGUAAAGUUUCCAACAUGCUGAUGAAGCUGCAGAGACCCUCACUAUGAUGAUGGAUCUUGUCUUCAAAUUGAUUCCCUUUCUCAAACCUUGGAUGUUUUUAAUCCUCCUGUUUUGUGUCGCUCUCCUCGGUUUUUCAUGACAGAAACAUCAUCCCCACCGUCUGCUAAAUUGUGCUGACAUUUCUUGAAUACUUCCUCCUGCGUUCCCACAGCCGCUCACUCUGACGCCACAUGCAUUUUUUACUACAGCAGGAAAAAGUCUGGUCAAAAGGGCGGCUGAUGAUUCCAGCUGUUUGCGUUUACUCCUGCAGCCCAGCCCAAACAUUUUUGAAGCUUUAGGGGUUUUAUGCGUGUGUGAAUACAGCUCAUGAGUCAGAAACAACUCCCCAUCUUGAUUUUUAUUUCACUGAAUCAUCUGUUGUGAAGAAGAUAGUUAUCAAUCAGAUGUAGAACUCCAACAUGCGCAGCUACAACACAAUGCAGUCUGGAUCCUUUAUUAUAGGGUCAGUCGUGUUUUAAUCCAGAGGACCAGACCGUCGUGUUAAAAUAGACUCAGUAAAAAUGAAGUGCCAGGUUGUUUUUGAAAAUUCAGAACAUGGAUUAUCAAGUUACUACAGGUCUCACCUGUGACAUGCAGUAUAUUUAUCAUCUUGUAUUGUGUCUCUGUGAUUUAAAUGAUCCAUUGGAUUCUCAUAGGCGCUGCUACUUUAGCCUUCAUGAUGUUAAAAAAAAACACAUACAUUAAAAACCACAUUAUAUAUAUCCAUGAGUUAUUACUAAGGGCUGAAAAAUGACAAAUAAAUAAGUUGUAUGCAUGUUGAUGUUAUGUAAUUGGUAUUUUAAAGCUAGGGUUGGUAGUCAUGGAAAACUAGCAUGAAUUUGAAUGUAGCAUUUCCUCAGGACUUUGUCUAACCCAAGCGAGUCCAAAGCGGAAGUGCUAAAACCUGCAGUUCAUCAAGGAUCCCCUUGAGGCUAGCUCAAGAAGUACAGGAAGUCACAUACACA
This is a messenger RNA of Notolabrus celidotus (New Zealand spotty), 3368 nucleotides long. RefSeq names its product cyclic nucleotide-gated cation channel beta-1-like. Gene Ontology annotation, molecular function: protein-containing complex binding; intracellularly cAMP-activated cation channel activity; intracellularly cGMP-activated cation channel activity. The record is from RefSeq and is a predicted model, not a curated record. The coding region runs from base 1 to 2076 and encodes 691 amino acids. Lineage: Eukaryota; Metazoa; Chordata; Actinopteri; Labriformes; Labridae. Gene Ontology annotation, cellular component: intracellular cyclic nucleotide activated cation channel complex; photoreceptor outer segment; plasma membrane. Gene Ontology annotation, biological process: retina homeostasis; monoatomic cation transmembrane transport. The transcript is spliced from 14 exons.